GACACGACUCCCUGAGUGCGUUGAUUGGUAACUUACGUCUGUACGUGUAGGCCCUACCCUGCAGGACCGGGAACACCGAGGUACUCUUUCUGGGCUUGAAUCAUAUGGGGGCUUGGUCGCUCGGUGUGGAAAUCGGAAGAACCUUUCCUUGCCAAAAGUUGUUGUCUAAAGCAAACUUGCUGGUCUGCAUCAUAUCUUAUCCUCAACAAUUCAAAAGCUAUGGCGGAAUUGCCGUCGAGUGUGAAGAGGAAGGGUCACUUCGCUGCUCUGAUUCUAGCGAGGGGUGGAAGCAAGGGGAUCAAGUUAAAGAACAUCAAGUUACUUGCUGGUCAACCGCUGAUUUCCUGGGUUCUGAGAGCAGCCAUAGAUUCAGAAGAGUUUGAUAGUGUGUGGGUUUCCACAGACCAUGAUGAGAUAGCUCGUAUCUCGGAGGAGUGGGGUGCAAAAGUUCACCGCAGGUCUGCUGAAGUAUCGCAUGAUGCCUCCACAUCCAUUGAGACUGUCCAGGAGUUUUUGAAAUAUCAUCCAGAGGUUGAAUUAGUUGGGCAGAUUCAGUGUACAUCACCCUGUCUUCAACCGUGGCAUUUACAGGGCCCUGCCCGCAUGAUCAGGAAUGAAGGCUACGAUUCAGUAUUUGCUGUCUCGCGCAAUCACCUCCUUCGAUGGAAGGAAGUCAAAAAAGCAGGUGAGCAGACCGAGGCAGAAAAUUUCAAUCCAGCCAGGAGGCCACGGCGCCAGGACUGGUCGGGCCAACUCUGUGAGAAUGGAUCGUUUUAUUUUGCAACUCGGGAACUACUUGAAAGUGGGCUCUUCCAGGGAGGGAGGAUCGGCUACUUUGAGAUGGGUCCUGAGUACAGUAUCGACAUUGACACAGACAUUGACUGGCCAAUUGCAGAACAGCGGGUCAUCAAGUUCGGUUACUUUGGCAAGAAAAAGCCUCAUGGGGCACGGCUUGUAGUCUUUGCAGCUGAUGGUGUUCUCACGGAUAAUAUGCUACACAUCACCUCUGCUGGUGAGGAGUUCCGCUCAUACAACUUCAGCGAUUCCAUCGGGAUCAAGUCAUUGAUAGCAAAGGGAAUGACUGUACGGAUUCUUAGUUGCGAAGAGAACGUGACUCACCAAAAGUUUGCAGACAAACUAAACCUUCACCUGACCAUGGGGUGUCAGGACAAAGUGGCUGUUUUGGAACAGUGGAAGAAAGAAUUGGGGCUGGACUGGACAGACAUUGCCAUCAUGGGCUGCGAUGCACCCGACAUUGAGUGCCUCAAACGCUGCGGGGUCAGCGGAUGUCCGGCUGAUGCCCAAACCCCUGUCCAGACUGCCGUCCACUUUGUCUCCAAGCUGGCCGGCGGCCGGGGUGCGGCCAGAGACUUCUGCGAAUACCUUCUCCUCAUCAACGAGAAAGCCAAGUCGGCACUGGAGCAAGAAAGGUGUGCCACGCCUAAAUAGUUGGCUCCUCGCACGAAGCCUGGAGGCUGUACUGGAUUUUUCUGAAUGGUGAACAUGAAAUGAUAACAAUGCAGUUAUCAUGGAUUUCUCUUUGAUUUAAUGGUACAGUGUAACAAAACAUGUUCAAAUUCCAUUAGUCAAAUAGAACGAGUCUUAUUUGAUUACAACUCACUGAAAUGAUUUUAGCAUCAAAAAUGGCAUAUGUUUUAGUAAACAGGAUGCCAGAGCCUCUUGCAGUGGCUUGUUGGCCGAAUUUCAAGUUAUAGACAGAGGUAGUUACAAACUUUAUAGUGUACGUCAUUCCUCAGUGUGAGGAAUGAUAUGUUUGUGUCAGCUGAAAACUUGAUUAACUUGCUCUGUGAGCAUUGGUUGACCAGUGACUAAUUUAUGACACCUUUCCAUGUGAACGGUGCUUAAACUAGUCAGUUUGAGUUGACCUGAGGUCACAAACCUUCAUGGUUGUGGGAUCUUACAGUGUAUUGUAUAGUACACAAUGUGGCAACUAACUUCAGUAAGCCUGUCUGAUGAGAUUGAUAGGAUCAGCCCAGCUUGCCCUAAAAUGAAUGAAUACAUGAUUGAACACAGGUGUUCUUCGGUCAGCCAUUGAUCUUAUGGGAAUUUAGUGAUUGACUUGAUUUUUUUUUAAUUACUGUAUUCAGAGAUGAAAUAUAGGAACUGCAACAUCACUGAAAUGACUAGCUGUUCUCGAUUGUGUUUUAUCUUUUACGGGCCAUGUAAGCAAGACCUUUCAUUUUUUUUUCCCAUUAAGUUACCAGAGCAUCAUACUAAGCUGAUGUAAGACACAUGUGCCAUCUAACUGUGUGCCUGUGGAAGUGAGUUUUCUGGUCCCGCGACUUUCACAGCUCGUUGCUAGGCAACAGUGGUGGAAAUAGUAUACCCAGUAAAAUUGCCUGUAAGCUUUGGGCUGGCCUGUGUACUAUUCAUAGGCGUUGUUGUAAACCAAUGCUGCUACUGUGCAACAGCCAUUAACAUUUUAGGCUUGUCUUGGAAUGUUGGCAUGUAUUAUUUUUUAAGUGUAGCAAGAAUUACAUUAUAACCCAUUCCUGUCUGUGGCUCAAGUACAGGAUUUCAACAUUGGUAAUUAGCAAGAGAAAAAAAUGAAACAUUCCAAAUGUAUGUCUAUUUGAAUUCCAGUUUGGAUGCUCAUCUACCUGAACAGCAUAAAGAUUGCUCAGAGAAGUCUUUUGAAGCAUUUGAAAAUUAACAGGAAACUUGAAAACACAUUUGGAAAGACUAUGCUAACUCUGAAUGUGCUGCCGAUUGGUAACAUAGUGCUUUAUCUUUAAUCUCCAUCAGAUUGUUUGCUAAAUCAAGUAGGUUUGUCCUGAAAAGGACAUUUUUAUUGACAUAAUGUCUUCAUUUAGUAAGGUGGAAGUAUUUUUUCAUCAUAAACCUGCAAUAUAACAGUCUGUUUGAAGGAAUAAUUGUUCCCUUUGUAUAAGCUUUAUUCAGUUGUAUAUUUUUCAAGCAUUCAAAGGGAGAAUAUAAAACAUGACCUAAUUAAAAUUGCAGACGUGGUAGUAGUUUU
This is a messenger RNA of Acanthaster planci (crown-of-thorns starfish), 2998 nucleotides long. Its product is annotated as N-acylneuraminate cytidylyltransferase-like. Gene Ontology annotation, molecular function: N-acylneuraminate cytidylyltransferase activity. NCBI's taxonomy places the organism in Eukaryota, Metazoa, Echinodermata, Asteroidea, Valvatida, Acanthasteridae. The record is from RefSeq and is a predicted model, not a curated record.